AGUCCAUGUCUCAACCAAAGCAUUUUGUGGUGCUGUUUGUGGCGCACUGGAUGAAGCGAGGGGGACUGUCUGAUAUUAAACAAGCAAGAUGUCUAGUACCAAAGAAAAUGAAGCCAAAGCUGGUCUGUCAACAACUUCUGGAAAGUCGAGGAUGCUUAAAAAACACACUGCUCGCAAGUCAAUGUCUUCGCGCUGUAAGGUACAAAGUAAAAUGAUGGUGAGUGCUGCUUGCAAGACUGGGAUUGUGGUAAGCACAGAUCCUGAAAGAGUCAGGGAUGAGUCGGCAAACAAGAUGGCAGUAGUGCAUACUAACAGCAAUACAAAAACAAGUCAGAAUGAAAAAACACAGUCAGGUGAGAUUACAGCUGGAUCAGUUAUGUCAGCAACUAAGAGAAAAGUGGUAUGUGGCAAACUGUUGGUGAAAGCUGAAUCCAAUGACAGUUUUGCCACUAAAAACAUCAAAGGGUCAGUGUAUAAAGUCAAGAAUGCAAAAGUCCUCUCUUUAAAACCUGUGGACAAAAUGGCAACAGUUAAGACAGACAAAAACACUUCCAUCAGUUGUGAGAUGAAAGGUGAUGUUAUUCCACCUGUUGAUAAGACAACUUUUGUUAAAACUGACACGAAAGUAGUUUGCAGCAAUGAUGAUGAUGAUGAGAAAUAUUCUGUAUCAGACGUGGAAGGAGUAGAGGUUAUCUUCUCUGAUGUUGAAGAACUUGAUAAUCCUGUGCAGAUUACUCCAGACAAUAUUGAACUUGAAGUUUUUCUCAUUGAUAAUGAUGUUUCCAACGAUAGUGAUGCCAUGGAGACAGAUGAAACUAGUGUCAAUAAAACCUGUGAGACCAUGUUUAGACCUAGCAAGGAAAUAGUUUGCCCUACAAAAAAUCAAAGAGAUGGCAGUCAUUUUGAAAAUACUGAAGAAAGGCCACAAACAGACCUCAGUUCUCCAUCAGUUAACACAAACUCUUCUGUUUUGUCAACUCCAGUAUUGCAGAACAGGGCUUCAGGCUUAAGACCAAGUGUUAGUGAUAUCAUUAGUGAUAUCAUGACUUCUUCACCAUUGGACAAAGUUUGUGCUAUUCAGAGGACACCCAGCACUAAAAGACCUGCAUCAUUAUCCAGUAAAGGCCAAGACAAAAAUGAAAUGGUUGCUCAACCAGGAAGUGAUGUACAGUUGGGUUUAGGAAAAGAUAUAAGGACUGCUGCGCCCCUUGAUAAGUGCAUUGUCAAACUGAAUAAGGUCUGCAGUGACAGCGCUGCUUCUCCAGCAAAGGUGAAAAUUGAAAGAAAUAAAAGCACCAGUGUUGCUACUCCUGCUAAAAUAAAGGUAAGCAGAAACCAUUGCAAUAGUGACGCCUUGCCAACAAGUACUAGUAAUGGAGUUGUAAGAAGCCAUAGUGACAGUGCUGCCUCUCCAGCAGCUAGAAAAAUGGUAAAAAACUAUGGCGAUAGUGCUUGUUCUCCAGCAAAUAAGAAAGUUGGAAGAAACCGUAGCAAUAGUUCAGCUCUGUCAGUAAACAUGAAAGUGGGAAGAAACCAUAGCAACAGUGCUGCUUCACCAGCAAGCGGGAAAAUGAAAAGAAACUAUGGCAAUAGCAUGGCCUCACCAGCAAGUAAGAAAGUGGGGCGAAACCAUAGCUAUAGUUCCGCCUCACCAGUGAGCGAGAAGGUUGAAAGAAACUUCAAUUCUGCUUCAUCAGCAAGUAAGGAAGUGGGAAUAAAUCUUUGCAACAGUACCACUUCACCAGCAAGCAAGAAGAUGGACAGAAAUCAUAAUAAAAUUGGUACCUCACCCGUUAUUAAGAAAAAGGAUGGAAACUAUAACAUUCAUUUUGAUUCACCAGUAAAUAUGAAAAUGAAUAAAAAUAUAAACAAUAAACAUGCUUCACCAGCAAGUUUAAAAUUGAAAAGACAGCAUGAUAACAGGCUUGCUUCAGCAGCAAAAAAAUGUCAAGCUUUGGGAGGCAGUAAAGAUAAAAUAGUUUCACCAGCAAAAAGUUUUAAAAUGAUUGGAAAGCAAAAGGAAAUGGCUGUUUCACCAGCAAAUAAGGACAGCAGCAGAGUUAAUAAGAAGACAGUUUCAUCAGGAAUGGUUGGUAAAAGAUCAAACAAAACUGAGGUCACAAAACAGGCAAGGAAGCCCUAUGAAAAUUCCAAGAAAACGCCUUUACUGGUAGAUAUUGAUGCUAAAGGUUCAGAGGAAAAUCAUGCCAUAACCUCAAACUCUGGACCUGAAAGUAUUAAAAGAAGACAUAAAACUUCUGCCAAAGAUGACUCCAUUAAUUCAAAAAGGAGGAAAGCAUAUUCUUCAGACUUUGAAAAGAAAGGUCCCAAAAGAAAGCUUGCCACAUGUUCAGACUCUGAUUCAACAAUCUCAAAAAGAAAACCAGCAGUUUCAACAGACUCUAGCAUCAUAAACUCAGAAUGUAUAGAUUUAAUGAAAUUUCCUGAAAAUGAAAAAUCUGAAGAGAAGCUGACAGAAUCAAGUGAGGAUGCUACUGUGGUAACACCCCUGGAGGAAAAGUCAUCUUCCAAACUGUGUCUGCUGGAUAGGUCCAAUAAAGAGCCUGUUAAGACUCCAGUUAUCAACUUCACUGAUCUGACAUCAGAACGUAAAACUGAAAGUGCCUGUCCAUUUGAAAAUAGCUGGUCAGAUACUCAAUCAAAGGAUGAGGAUCUUUUGGCAUUACUGGAGCAAACUCAGCAGUUGCAGACAAAAGCUCUGAAGGCCUUUCAGAGACAAAUGAAAAAGAAUCUUGAGCUUGUGCAGAAACUACAAAAAGAAAUAAGAGAUGAACGUGAAAAAAGGGAAAGACUGAAAGGGAUUCUUUUAGAAAUAAAAGAGACUCAGUCAGCCAGGAAAGUAGAUGGGCAUGUAUCUGUCACUUAGUUGUCUUAUGUCCAGUGCUACCACCUUUAACUUGCUUCUCAACAUGAGAUGUCUGGAGGAUUUUGAAGAUUUAUUUUUACUUUCUGAACCAUUUAACAAUGUGGUUCAUCUUCCCAUUUCAAACAGUUUUUUCUAAAAGUCCAUUUCUUGCUUAGCCCAAUGUGGACAUUGUACUGCUUUGUUAUUAUUAAAAUUUAACACAAUUACAGUAUAAAGGAAAAUGCUUUUAGAAAAAAAAUCCACAUUUUACGCAUAAUUGAUUACAAUCAGUAUCUAAGGCAGAGUGGAGGUAAUACAUUUUUUUAUUUCAAAAUAUAUUUCAGAAUGAUUUUAUCAACAUUAAUAUUUUACAUGUCACUUGUAUAUUGUAUUGAGUUAACAUAUCAUUUUGGUCCGCCAUCAUGUGCAUAAUCCUGCACACUAAUGCAGAUUUUAAAAAAUUUAAUGGAAGACCCAGAAUAACGGAGGGGGUGCCAAAAACUGUUUUCAUUGGUAAAUUGAAAGAUAUUAUGUAUUAAUGUAUAAAAAUUUUGGUAUUUAGUAGAAUUCAGAACAUAAAUAUAUAUAAAACUGUGGCCUUUACAUCUUUUUACCAUUUUCUGAGAAGUGAUAGAAAUAGGUCAGAAUUUUUGCUGGUAAUAUAAAGGGUAAUGUAAAAUGUCUUAGUCUGCUUAUUGGAUUGUUACGUAUAUUUAGGUAGCAGCAUGCUGAGUUUUGUUUAAUAAAACAUUCUUUUAGAUUUUAAA
Molecule: messenger RNA, 3633 nt
Organism: Lingula anatina
Lineage: Eukaryota; Metazoa; Brachiopoda; Lingulata; Lingulida; Lingulidae
Source: RefSeq, a predicted model, not a curated record